UAAGGGGGACAGCGGCGCCGGUCCGUCACCACGGAGACCAUGGCUCAUCUGCUCCACACCGCCUUCCUCCUGGUCUGCUGCCUGGAGCUGCUGCAGGGCCGAGCCUCAGAGUACCAGCUGGACUCAGAGAUGCUCAGCCCGUGUGAAUCGCUGAGGGCCACAGCUGUUGCCGAGCAACGAGGUGACUCCCCCCACUGUGCCCACCAUGGCGGAUUCAGGCCCGUGCAGUGCAGUGGGCCGGGUCACGAGUGUUGGUGCGUUGAUCCUGAAGGUGCUGAGGUCGUCGGGACUCGAACCAACAACUCUGCUACUCACUGUGCGACUCCCUGCCAGCAGCAGGCGGUCCUGCGUUGCUCUCCUUCGGGCCUGUUUGAGUCCGUUCAGUGUGAGCCCAGCAGGGGGCAGUGCUGGUGUGUGGAUCAGGACGGGAUGGAGCUCUACGGGACCCGACAGGACGGGACGCCUGAGCGCUGCCCCGGUAGCUGUGAGGUGAGGACCAGACGCCUCCUGCACGGCCUCGGGUCUCACUCUCCUCCUCAGUGCGCCCCGGACGGGAGCUUCCUGCCGGUGCAGUGUAAAUUCAUCAACAGCACCGAGGGAGCCGAGCUGGACCUGCUGCUCACCUUCAACAGGUUCCCAGAAGCCUUUGAGACAUUCGGUAGUUUCAGGAAGUUUUUCCCGAUGGUUUCCUCGUUUUGCUUCUGUUCAGACAGCCGAGGCAGAGAGCUGGACAACACGGGUGUGGAGCUCCUCCUCUCCCAGGUGUACGACUCUGCGUUCUCGGGCCUCCGGUCCGGUCGCUCCGUCUCUCAGACAAACGUCUACCGCGUGCUGCAGAGGAGGAUGCUGGGAGUUCUCCUCGCCCUCACCGGACACUUCAGAUGUCCGUCUGCCUGCGAGGAGGAGCGGCGGGCCGCCGUGGAGACGUCCAGUGCUUACGUCCCGUCCUGUGAGAGCGGAGGAGCCUUCACCUCCAGGCAGUGCCAGCGGGGGGGGCAGUGCUGGUGCGUGGACCCGACGGGGGCGGAGCUUCCUGGGACGCGGCGUUUUGGAGACUCGCUGGUCUGUGGUCUCUCUGUUUGUCCCUCUCAGCGCCGCAUGGCUCUCUCUCGGCUCUUCUCCGGUCCGGUGGAUCCUUCCUUCCGGGCUGCCUCCGGCAGACCCCCGGCGACCUGUCACUCCCUUCUCCGGCCCCUCGAGGAGCUCUUACCGGCGGGGACCGACCCGACCUCCUUCCUGUCUCUCCUGGUGGAGGUCCUGCACGGCCUCUUCCCCUCGGCGGGUGGGGCUCUGCGGGCUCUGGCUGGCUCCUCCCCCCGUCGCCUCCAGGAGAACCUGUUCGGAGGGAAGUUCCUGAAAAACGCCGCCUCCUUUAACUUCAGCGGCGCGGUGGGAUCCCGCGGGGCGCUCGGCUCCCAGAGCGUCGGCCUCGGGGAGCACCGGGACCUGGUCUGGGCCGUGAGCGGCGCCCUGGAGAACCCGGCCUUCCUCUCGGCCCUUCAACACACGCUGAGCAGCAGCUCGCCUGCUUCCUCGUUGCAGCAGGUUCUGGCUCCUCUGCUGCGUUCCUGCUCUGAGGACCAACAGCCGGCGGCCAUCUUUGUCCCCAGCUGCACGUCCGGUGGCGGUUUCCGGGAGGUCCAGUGCUGGGCCGGGGACUGCUGGUGCGUCGACGCUGGAGGUCGGGAGGUAGCUGGCUCGCGCACCGCCGCCGGCCGGCCGCGCUGCGCGAGCCGCUGCGAGGGGCAGAGGGCGGCGGCGCUGGAGGUCCAGGCAAAGAUGGCUGCCGGCGCCGAGCUCCACGUGCCGGCGUGCUCCGAGAGCGGCGACUUCCUGCCGCUGCAGUGCGUCGGGGUGCGUUGCUUCUGCGUGGACGCAGAGGGGACAAAGAUGGACGCCGAGGGGACAGAGAUGGACGCCGUCACAUGUCCAAAGAGGACUCAGGGGCUUCAGUCAUCUAAAGGGAGCUGCGCCCGCGCGUCAGACGAGGUCGCCGCCUUCAGACAGGAAGUGGAGAGCGUCGUCGCCAUGUCCAACUCCUCCCACCUGCCGCUGGGAUACGGAUUCCUAUUGGCCAGAGGUCUGCGUCUGACCCCGGAGGAGCUUCUCGUCGGCCAAUCGGAGGAGGAGUUGCAGAUCUCCGACGGGCUUCUGGGCCGCUCCAGCGCCGCUCUGCGAUUGGCCGCUUUCUCCACUGUCCAGAUGUUCCUGCCUCCCCGGCGUCGCUCCUACCGCCCGUACAACCCCCAGUGCCAGGCCGACGGAGAGUGGUUACACACCCAGUGUUACCACAGCACAGGUCAGUGUUGGUGCGUUGAUGAAGAGGGAGACUACAUCGCUGAGUCUCUGACCAGCCGCUCGCUCCGCCUGCCCACAUGUCUGACACGCUGCCAGAGAGCUCAGACUCACUCGCUGCUCUCUGGUUGGAUGAAAGGAUCUGAUGACAUCACUUCAUCGUACCGACCGGAGUGUGACGAGGACGGCGGCUUCUCGGUGCUGCAGACAGGUGGCGCUGCCGGCUGGUGUGUGAACCAUGUGACCGGAGAGACCAUGCAGAUGGCGACGCGGAGCCCUGCAGGACACCUGACAUGUCCCAGCAGGUGCGAGCUGCGUGGCUCCCAGUGUCGCCCCGACGGCUCCUUUGUCCCUCUGCAGUGUGACAUCACUUCCUGCUGGUGCGUCGCCGAGGACGGGCAUGAAGUGGGCGGGACCUCAACCCCCCGGCGGACGGGCCGAACGCCAUCAUGUGACCGUCCCCUCUGUCCCACCCCCGCCGUUUCCCAUGGUGCACUGGUGUGCCGCCCGGCCACCAACGGUGGGCAGGAUUGCGACCUCGUCUGUCACCGGGGUUACCGGAACGCGCUGCCUGUCAGCAGCUUCCGGUGCCGGGCCGGGAGUCGUCAGUGGGAGGGAGGCAACGGGCCGGUGGGCGGAGCCUGUCAGGUCCCUCAGCCCCUCCAGUCGGUGUCGUCCUCUCAGCUGUGGACGUUGUCCUCGUCCUGCUCUCAGAUCAGCAGCUUACAGUCCCUGUUGUCCUCCAUGAUGACCAGCAGGGGGCUCUGCUCUGCACAGCUCCCAGUGUCCCGUCUCUCUGUGUCGUUGUGCGAUGACUCCUCGGUGCGUUUGUUGUGCGCUGGUGAUGACACUCUGAAAGUGACCUUCACCUGGACCGCCCACCUGUCUGACCUCCCGACCUCUGACCUCCCCAACCUCCACGACAUCGGUCUCUUUAUGAACGAGUCUAGAUUCCUGAAAGGCAUCCAAGGGCUUCUGGGUAAUAUCCGGCCCAUGCUUUCAUCACAACCUAAUCUUGUCUCCGUGACGACGGCGAGCUUCGGUUGUUCCCGCGGUUACCAGCUGGCCGGAGACGGUGAAGUCUGCGUUGUGUGUCCCGCUGGGAGCUACUCUGGCGAGGGGGCGUGUCUUCUUUGUCCAGAGGGAACAUAUCAGGACGAAGAGGGGCAGGACUUAUGCCACAGGUGCCCAAGGGGCUCAUCGCCUCCCGGAGCAUCAUCUGUCAAUCAAUGUCUGACUGAGUGUCAGAGGCGGGGCCUGCGUUGCUCGGAGCAGGGCGACUUCCUCCCGGCACAGCGCGACUUCCUGUUCGGCAGGUGGAGGUGCUUCGACAGCGAGGGGGCGGAGCUUGAGUGGACCAACAGGGACGAGCCUUGGACCGAUGAUGAGUGCUCAGUUCUCAACAAGUUUCAGGCUGUUCCUGGAUCACGUCUGAUUAUCGGAGCUGAAGACGCAGAAGUCCUGCAAACAAUGACCUCUGACCUCACAUCCUGUGUGCAAGCGUGUGCAGUGGAGCCGUCCUGCCACCAUGUGGCGCUGAUCAACACAAGGAGUGUGUGUGAACUGUACAGCACGCACACAAUGAACACACACUGCAACUCCUCCCAGCAGACCAUUGGCUUUCUGGGUAAUCCGCGGGCCGAGCUCUUUGAUUCGCUGAGCUGCUCCCUGAGAGUGAGGGGCGGGACUUCUGAUCAGCUGGUUGUCCGAAAAAAAGGCGAGGAGUUUGAGAGGCUGACGAUGACGAAGGCCGUCUCAGGUGUGUUCAGGACUCAGGUGUUCCCCUCCCCGACCUCCCUCUCCGACGCACACCGCUUCUGUCAGGACGGCUGCAGCCGCGACGCCUGUUGCGACGGGUUUGUCCUCAACCGGAACAGCCUGAGCGGAGGGUCCAUGCUGUGUGGUUGGCUGAGAGCUCCGUCAGUCUUGAUGUGCGGGGACCGGGACUGGGACAUGAGGGGACAUGGGACAGCUAAUCGCAUCUGUGGGGCGGGGCUCACCUACAACGAGCAACAGAGCAGCUUCGUCUUUGACUUCGGAGGACAGAAGUUCAACAUUAAUGAAUCGUCUCUUCCGGCCGACACGAAGAACCAGAAGGACUACCAGGCUUCCAUCGUCAGCUUCCAGGCCGUCUACCUGAAGCCCGAUGGUGAUUCAGCAGCUGGUGGUUCUGAUUCUUCUUUGUGUGCCGCAGCAGAACUCAGUCCUCCUCCGGAUGCCUCGGUGCGGGGGAAGUUCGAUCCCCUCUCUGAAGAAGACGUGCUUGUGGACCCUCUUCGUGCCCUCCCCUCGCUCUCCUUCUGGCUCAACAGGAGGAACUAUGACUCCCAGAAGGCACUGCUCUGGUGCCUCACACGGUGCGACGGCGAGCCUCGCUGCUCCGUGGCCGACCUCGGGGACGCCGACUGGCCGGGAUUCUUCGUCUGCUCGCUGCACGCCGACGGCAGCCAGUGUGGAGCGUACCACGAGCCGCUGAGGAGCCGCUGCCGCCCCCUGCUGGGCAGGGCCCCCCACAACGCCCACGCCAAGAGGGUGGAUCUCUCUGGACCGGUCAGAAGUUUCUACGAGAGAGUUCCCUUCCAGAAGAUGGUCUCCUACUCGAUACGCAGCCGAGUCAGCCUGAGAGAAACCACACGGCUGUCACAGGGGUUCAUGGAGUGUGAGCGGCGUUGUGAUGAGGAUCCUUGUUGCCGCGGUAUCGGCUUCGUCCAGGACAUGGCAUCGCAAGCAGGCGGGUCCGGCGUGGUGUGUGUGUCACUCAUCAGUCUCGGGGUUCAAACCUGCAGUGAGGUUGCUAUGACGACCUGGAGGACUCAGGACUGCUCCCCCUCUGUGGUGAAGACCUCACAGGACCCCUUCGGCUGGUACCAGAAACCCGUGAAUCAGUGGAGUUCUGCUCCGGCUCUUUGUCCUCAGUUCAGCCUGCCAACAACUAACGUGUCUCUGGACCAAUGGCGUCUUCUCUCUGACUCAUCAUUCCUGGUCGACCCGUCCGUCUCCACGUAUGAUGUCAUCCACGUGAGCCGUGACAUUGCCACCAACAUGGAAAAGACCAGGGACUGGUGUCUCCAUGCGUGUCAGGAGGCGGAGUCCUGUGUCGCCGUGUCACUCGCCGAGGAGGUGUCCGCCACCCGCUGCGUCCUCUACCCCGACACCACGGCCUGCGGACUAGACUCCGCCCCCGGCUCGUCCAGCCCCGCCUCCUCCUGCAGACUGGUCAUCAGAGAGCCUGCUCCCAAGGUGUACCUUAGGACAGAGCGGUUGUCCACGGUUACGUCCUUCUCCGUGCCGGGUCACGGGACCCUGCGAGGUGCUGUCGUGGAAACGUCCUUGGGCUCGGACAGGAAGCCGGUGGUUCAGUUCCUGGGCGUCCCGUACGCUCGUCCACCAACCGGAUCGUUGCGCUUCGAGGCAGCUCGGCCGUCUGAUUGGUCGGGAGACUGGGACGCCACCAGGCCCCGUCCUAGCUGUAUCCAGCCUGGUGAUGAAGACUCUCCUUCCUCCAGUGAAGACUGUCUCUACCUCAACAUCUUCAUUCCUGCUUCUCUGAGGGGUCGCGUCCCAGUCCUGGUUUUCUUCUUCAACCCCUCGGCCAAUCAGAGCCCAGGCCUGUUGGAUGGCUCCACCCUCGCUGCUGUGGGUGAUGUUGUGGUGGUAACUGCAAGCUACAGGACCGCGGCCCUGGGAUUCCUGAGCACAGGUUCGGCUGGUCUCCGUGGUAACUACGGGCUGUCGGACCAAGAGGCGGCGCUCCGUUGGGUUAACGCCCACAUCGCUCUGGUGGGCGGAGACAACAGGACCGUGACGGUGGGGUCGGAGCGAGGAGGCGCUGACAUCACCAGCCUUCACCUCCUCUCCUCUCCCUCUCCUCCUCCGUUCCAGCGGAUGAUGCUGAUGGGCGGUUCUGUCUUUUCUCCGUCCCUGGUCCAGACCUCCUCCGCCUCCAGACGCCGGGCGGUGCAUCUGGCCAAAGAGCUCGGCUGCGUGACAUCGGACCAGGCCGACGCCGAUGAUGAGGCGAUGGCCGCCUGCCUCCGAGCGGCGCCUGCGUUCGCGCUGAACGCUGCUCAGACCAAACUGUUGGCGGUGAGCGGCCCCUUCCAGUCCUGGGCUCCGGCUCGUCCGUCCUCCUCCCGGCCCUCCCUCCACAGGGUGGACCUCCUGCUGGGGUCAUCGCAACACGACGGUCUGAUAAGCCGCGCUCGCAGGAUAAAGGACUUCGAGGCCCUUCGGGGUCGAGCCGAUGGGAAGACGGCGUUCUACGAGGCUUUGAGCCGCUCACUGGGCGGCGCAACAGGAAGUGACCUGCUGAAGGAGGUGGCGGCAUGGUUCUACUCUCUGGAUCACGGCCCCUCGCCUGCUGGGUACAACCGGUUCUCCAGAGCGCUCGACAACGCUACCAGAGAUCUGUUUAUCAUCUGUCCCAGUCUGCAGAUGGCUAGCCACUGGGCUAAAAGCAAAGCUAAUGUCUUCCUGUACCACCAACCUGCCACCAGCUCUCACAACAGGGCCGAUGUGUCCGUUCCUCUGGAUGUUCAGUUGGUGUUCGGGACGCCUCAUCACCCAAUGAGCUCGCAGCGUUUCACCUCCUCUGACCGACGCCUCUCUCUGGCCAUGAUGACCUACGUCUCCAGCUUCAUCAAGAGCGGGAACCCAAACCCUUCGCGUAUGUGGGCGGAGUCAGUUUUGCCCCGCUGGCAGCCGGUGCUGUCCUCUCAGGCCCCGCCCAUCUACCUGCAGAUAAGCUCCGCCCUCCAACAGCGUCAGGGGCUGAGUCAGAGCUCCUGCUCGUUAUGGAGCCAACUGGGAACCAAGCUGACCAGUCUGAGCGGUAUAUCGGGGGCGGAGCCUGUCCAGCUUGUGUUGAUCCCUGAGCUCCCACUGGUUCAACCAUCCAGCCAAUCACAGACUGAGAAAGAUGCCUACAAUUGAACUAGUGACAUCAUUGGCAUCAUCCUUUCCUGUUGUUUCCUGAUCUGAAAAUGUG
Messenger RNA from Pungitius pungitius (ninespine stickleback), 7282 nucleotides. RefSeq names its product thyroglobulin (gene tg). The record is from RefSeq and is a predicted model, not a curated record. Gene Ontology annotation, biological process: thyroid hormone generation. The coding region runs from base 40 to 7227 and encodes 2395 amino acids. The transcript is spliced from 47 exons. Lineage: Eukaryota; Metazoa; Chordata; Actinopteri; Perciformes; Gasterosteidae.